This is a messenger RNA of Lepisosteus oculatus (spotted gar), 4687 nucleotides long. RefSeq names its product zinc finger protein 207, b (gene znf207b). Lineage: Eukaryota; Metazoa; Chordata; Actinopteri; Semionotiformes; Lepisosteidae. Gene Ontology annotation, cellular component: kinetochore; spindle matrix; nucleus. The record is from RefSeq and is a predicted model, not a curated record. Gene Ontology annotation, molecular function: microtubule binding. Gene Ontology annotation, biological process: mitotic spindle assembly checkpoint signaling; mitotic spindle assembly; attachment of spindle microtubules to kinetochore.
AUUGUGGGAGAAACCGAGGGUUAGUCGCCAUUUUCUCAGGGCGCUGCUUCUGCUGCUGCUGUUGCGGUGAGUCGUUUCGUUUCCCUCGGCUUUAUCCAAAACUAGAGGACAGGAAACUAUGGGACGGAAGAAGAAGAAGCAGAUGAAGCCGUGGUGCUGGUACUGCAACAGAGAUUUUGAUGAUGAAAAAAUCCUUAUACAGCACCAGAAGGCAAAGCAUUUCAAGUGUCACAUAUGUCAUAAAAAACUAUAUACAGGUCCGGGUCUAGCCAUCCACUGUAUGCAGGUUCACAAGGAGACUAUAGAUGGUGUUCCCAAUGCGAUACCCGGAAGGACAGACAUCGAGCUGGAAAUCUAUGGCAUGGAAGGUAUUCCGGAAAAAGAUAUGGAAGAAAGGAGGAGGUUACUAGAACAAAAAACCCAAGCUGAAAGCCAGAAGAAGAAACAGAACAACCAGGAUGAUUCGGAUGAAUACGAUGACGAUGAGGAGGCUGGGCCUUCUUUCCAGCAGCAGGUGAUGCAGCCCCAGACUGGCUUCAUGCCCCCCAUGACCCAGCCAGGGAUGCCCCCCGUUCCAGGGGGUCCAGGAAUGCCUCCGGGGAAUUUCUCAGGAAUGCCUCCCAUGAUGCCGGGCGUUCCUCCCAUGAUGCCCGGAAUGCCUCCUGUAAUGCCUGGGAUGCCGCCAGGUAUGAUGCCCAUGGGUGGGAUGAUGCCCCCAGCACCAGGAAUGCCCCCGAUGAUGCCUGGUAUGCCUCCAGGUAUGCCGCCCCCUGUUGGACCUCGUCCAGGCAUGUCUCACAUGGCCCAAGCUCCUCCCGUCACGGCACCAGGUGUGCUGAACAGGCCAGCCAUGCCUGCGGCAACCGCCCCUGCACCUCAGCCCACCGUCACCAAGCCCCUGUUCCCCAGCGCCGGACAGAUGGGGACUCGUGUUCCAAGUACAAGUACAGCUUCUUCCAGUGCCGACACUCUGUCAGCAUCUUCUAAACCUCUGUUCCCUAGCACGGCACAAGCUCAGCAGGCUGUCUCAGGACCGGUUGGCACCGAUUUCAAACCUCUGAGCACACCUGCCACCUCCUCAGAUCCUCCUAAGCCAACAUUCCCAGCUUACACACAGUCUACUGCUUCGACCACUAAUGCAUCCAAUAGCACUGUAUCCAAACCACCCGCUACUGUGACAAGUAAGCCUGCUACGCUUACUACAACGAGUGCGACUAGUAAGUUGAUCCACCCUGAUGAGGAUAUUUCACUGGAGGAAAGGAGAGCUCAACUGCCUAAAUAUCAGCGUAAUAUCCCCAGGCCAGGGCAAGCCCAUAUGGGCGCCCCGCCUGUUGGACCGAUGGGGGGCAUGAUACCCCCACAGCAAGGCAUGGCUCCACAGCAGCCAGGAAUGAGGCAUCCAAUGCAUGGGCAGUAUGGAGCUCCACCCCAGGGCAUGCCAGGCUACAUGCCUGGAGGAAUGCCUCCUUAUGGGCAGGGGCCCCCAAUGGUUCCCCCAUUCCAAGGAGGGCCACCCCGACCGCCCAUGGGAAUGAGACCUCCUGUAAUGUCUCAGGGAGGUCGCUAUUGAAGCUGAAACGCCAACUCUUAAUAGGUUUGGAGAUUAAACCUUUUCUCGUCUUGUGGUGUUUUAGUAGCCAAGCCAGUAACCAUAAUCUACCUGCCCUAUGAGGAGGAGAGAGAAACACAUGGGACAUUCUUACAUAAAAUUUUUAUUUAAACAAAACUCACACAAUCUGUUUUUGCAACUGAUACUGUGUGGCUCUUUUUCUCAUGUUUUGUUUAGGUUUUUAGAAGUAUAGUAAAUAUGGUUCGUAGUGUUUUGAAGGCGCUGGAGUAACAUGAACGCAAACCACCUUUACCAAGGCAAGUUUUUGUAAUUCCAUUGUUCUACUGAAAAGGGAGGCCUUCGCAGCACCCUAGGUGCUGUUGGACGUCUUGUCCCCAGCAUUGCUUGGUGAGGGCUUCUGAUAGUAAUUUCACCUGUUUUGUAUGUUGCAACCAUCGCACAUCUGUCCAGAUGUGAUUUUGGCCACAGAGUAGCUCUUGUGAUUUCUGUACUGUUGUAAAAAAAAUUAUUGUAAUAAAAUGUGAUGAAACCUUGAGGAUUGUUUUUUCAUGACCCGUGGGAGGAUCUCGUCAUUAAGGUUUGUACGUGUACGUUUGUAUGUUCGUGUGUAACCUGUACAAAGGGACUGUACAGCUCGCUUCGGAGAUGCGAUCUCUUUUCUUGACUUUCGUUUCUAGAAAAAACAUUAAGUCUUAAAAUUAAUAUAGUGGCUGUCCUCUUUUCUUCUACCUGUGAGGACGUUUUGACCCCUAGACGCUUCGGUCAGUGUUUGCUGCCCAAUUCCCUGAAACCAGAGGUUGAUGUAUACAUUUAAAUAACUGUUCACUUUAGUUCAGAUCGUUUUAAAAUCUGGUUUCAGAGAUGGACUAAAAUUAGCUGGAAUGGCUGAGAACGGUUAUAAAAAAAUGUAUCUGAACAGUAAAAUUUCAGUAGUAUUUUUUUCCCCAUCUUUGAAUAACUGGAUUUUGAAUUACUGUAUGGGUUGGGUUUUAAGAGUACUGUGCAAAUGCAGAGCAACUUUUAGUGGUCUGAAAUGUGAGCUUGGAGGUUGCCAUUCUUAAACUUUUCCAUCCUUCCUCCUAUGGGAUCUAUUCCUUUGUAAUUUACCAGUGUACUUACCAGUUGUUCUGCUUGUAAAUUACACACAUUCAUUUUCCAAGAUGUAUAUUCUUCAAGGUGCACACAAAAUUACACCUCUACAUGGGGAAAAAAGUGUAGUUGCACUCCUAACGUGGGUGAUUACACUUUUAAUAUCUAGUGAAUUUUAAUUUUAAUGUGGAUGUGAAUUAAAUGUUAAAUGCCACUUAAAAUAUUUGACAUUUGCCAUUACAUUGCAAAAGGUUAUAAUUAUAAUUGUUUAUCAGUUAAAUAGGUUAAAAUUGAUGGAAAAAUACAUUCUCAGUUUUUAAACUACACAUGCACUUGUUUCUGAAGGUUUUACAACGUGAAUGGUCAAUGGCAAAAUUCUGAGAAUCACUUUUCAGAGUUUUAUUUAGCUUGGCAAGUGUAAUCUAUAAAUGUUUUAUGUUUAAAAACUAUCUAAUGUGCCUUUUUGAGUGUGUUAAUCAAGAUCACAUGAAAAGCCCUGAUUUUUUUAUAUUGUUUUGCAACAAAGUUUGAGAAGCCUUUCUAGUGCAUGUGUAAUAUUUAAGAUUAAUUUGGCUGUGUUGCUAAAAUUAGGAUUUCUCUUCUCCCUGUAGCAAUGCCAUGGGACAGGCUGAGGCAGAGUCUCAGUGUUGCCCUGUACAGUCUGAGGCAAGUCCGAAUUUUUUUCCAUUUUAUUUAUGUCAAGGGCUUUCACAGCUUUGUGGCUGUUGGAUUUCAAUGUCCCCAAACUUGUAGCAAGUUUGGUGAAAGCCCUUGUGUGUUCAGUUUAGGAAUCCAACUUGCUUACUGGGCUCUACAUUAAUAUUUAGUGCUUUAAGCACCACAAAACUAUACAGUUUAAAAUUUUAAAAAUCAUCUUUUAGUCAGGCUUUAGAUGAACAAAGCUAGACGAUACGGUUGAUAUGCAGUUUAGUAUGUGUGUACUGUCUGCUGGAUUGUCUGAAGGGUGACUAAAGAGCUGUAGCUGAUGGACAGGUGGAUGAGCACUACCAUUGUCCAUAAGUUUUUUUUUUUUCUGCCAACUUCAAGGUUGGUGCCUGUUUGGCUUUCUGUUUUCUGUAGGACGUGGUUGAAAUGCAUCUUACUUGCAUUCGUUUCCGACUGCUUCAAUUUGCAGGAGAUGCGAAAUCCUUUCACCUGCCUGAAUGUUUAAGUUUUUAAUGGUAGUAGUUAUUGGACUAUAAUGACUUAGUUUCAUUGUGCAUUUUGCACAUCUAGUAACUUAUGUAUCUGGAGACAUUCAUGCAAUUCUGUACCUUUCUUCCUGUUCUAUUAAUGUUGAGCUCAGUAUGAACUGAAAAGACCUUUUGUGGCAGACAGAUUGGGUUUUCAUGUGCAGUGCUUAUCAGCUCAAUUCCAAGGGUAUGUUUUAUGGCUUAUGGCUCCCUGGAUCUCUGUCAAUCUGAAGUAGUAAAAACGUUUGGCAUGCAAAGGAUGUUCUCUCCAGAUUUUUAAGGUUUUAUAAAUUGACUUGGAAUACUGUUAAUCUACCCAUAGACUCAAUCUCUGUUAACUGCUUGCUGUUUAUAUACAUUGUUGAAAUUUCCUGUCAGCAUGCUGAGGAUCUUUUCCUGAACCUCUCGUGAUAAAAGGUGAGAGGUGCCGUUGAAACAUUGUGUAGUACUACACUUGGGGGGGCUGACUAAAAUCAACUUGGCUUCUAAAUGCAAUUUAAAAAUAAGUGAUUGGAGGCAUUGGAGCCCUAACCCUACGUUCACCAUCUAAUGUGAUUUGUGUUUCUGUUAACUGUAGCAGCAGCAUUUCUGCACUUGCUUUUAUACUGGUAUUGAAGGAAAAAUCCCAGAACACUGGCAGUACAGGUUUGUUGUACCCUGUAAGUACCUGUUAUUUCUCAGAAAACUGUUGCAGUGGCAGAUUACUCGGCACCCAUCACUUUUAGCUCUGUACAGACGUAAAUCCUGUUUUAACGUUCGGUGCCUGUACUGAGCUUCAUUGAUGUCUUAAAAGUUCUGUAUCUGAAAAUCGUAAUAAAGUACCCUGCAGUCUGUA